ACUGUGACGUUUAUGGAGAGUGAUGAUUUCUUAAUAGUUUAUUUCAGCUAUGCCAAUGGCAAUUCCUCAGCUGCAAGCAGUGAGAUUUGGCCAAGCGUGGCUGGGAAAUCGAGGCAUGACCGUUCUUUCCCUCCACAAGUUUUCCAGAGUUUGGCAGUAACAGAAGCGGGUUUGAGAGAGUGUCAAGCUCAUUUGAAAAGGUUUGUAUUCUACGAAUUAGUUGUGAAAACACACUUCACUCUUUCUUCAACUAUUUGUAUACAGGUUCAGGCUAAGAACUCCGUUGACAAUCCGAUGUACUAUAAUAGAUACUUACAGUUACAGCACUUAAUUUCUCAGGCUGUAGAUAGUGUAGGUUUCCAGUCACAUGUAUCAAGCCCAUCACUUAAUUUCUCAGGCUGUGUAGAUAGUGUAGGUUUCCAGUCUCAUGUAUCAAGCCCAUCAUCUGGAAAGGAACAAAUAAAAGCCGCGUGCUCUGACCUAGAAAAAAUAAGAAUGAUUAUUCCUUUGAUGCAGUUAGGAUUCUAGGUACUGACACUUGAGUUUGCUAGACUGACCAUAGCAUACACCAAUCUCAAGCACUGGUUACAAAGUGUUGGCAUCAGUCUCAAAGAGUGCUUACAAUAUGAGAAACAAAGAAUUGCAGAAUGCGUUUGGCUUGGUUAAACAUGUGUGGAAGACUACCAACCUCAUAUGGUUCACUCAGGGAGGUGGUGACAUUGACUCGAGUUACAAAAGCAGCAUCUUUAAAGGAAAAGACUUUUUAAAAAAGGAAUUCGAUUAUAUCAAGGCACAAGGGUGACACACUUCUGGAU
Messenger RNA from Arabidopsis lyrata subsp. lyrata, 815 nucleotides. RefSeq lists its product as uncharacterized. The record is from RefSeq and is a predicted model, not a curated record. The transcript is spliced from 2 exons. Lineage: Eukaryota; Viridiplantae; Streptophyta; Magnoliopsida; Brassicales; Brassicaceae. The coding region runs from base 13 to 528 and encodes 171 amino acids.